Molecule: messenger RNA, 865 nt
Organism: Trichomonas vaginalis G3
Lineage: Eukaryota; Parabasalia; Trichomonadida; Trichomonadidae
Product: phage tail repeat-like family
Exons: 1
Source: RefSeq, a predicted model, not a curated record
AUGUCAAGUGAAGUGACAAGAGCUGAAAACGAAUAUUCUAAAAAGACUCAUAUACAUUCUAUAUCUGAAAUAACAGACUUAAACGUUAGCCUUGAAAAGAAAGCGGAUAAGGAAUAUGUGGCUAGUAAGUUAGAGAAGAAAGCAGAUAAGGAAUAUGUGGAUGAAAAAGAUAAUGAAAUUAUAGAAAGGGCUGAAUGGUAUCAUGAAUGGACAUCGAAGAUUUUAAAAAGUAAAGCCGAUACAGGAUGGGUUUCAGGAUGUUUAGACCUUAAAGCAGAUAAAACUUAUGUUAACGAUGAGUUAGAGAAGAAAGCAAAUAAGACUCAUACACAUACAAGUUUUACAACUUUUACAGCAGACGACAUAAUAUUGAACUUUGACCUUGGUUCAAGUGCACCUUUAGAGAAUCCAAGUACAAGCGUAAAAGAUACACUAAACAAUUUAGAUAACAGUUGCAGGAACAUUGAAAGUCAUGCCAGAAACUUUGAAGCAUAUGAACUACCAGCAAUGUUAGAUAAGAAGGCUGACAAAACAGAGCUUCAAACAUUAAAGACUGAAAUACUUCAAACAUUAUAUCCUGCAGGCUCUAUUUAUACGUCAAUGAAUUCAACAAAUCCAGCAACAGUUUUAGGUUUUGGAACUUGGACUCAAAUAGUCGACAGGUUUUUGUAUUGUGCAAACUCUUCAAAGGAAACAGGUGGAAGUAAAACGAUUUCAGGUGAAAAUUUACCUGCACACAGUCACUACAUAGAUUUAAGUACAUCUCAAGCAGGUUGGCAUAAGCAUAGAUAUUGGGAUUGGUCAGCAAUGACAAAAGGUAAAGGAUAUGAUGUUAAAGACAACGUUAAGUUUGCUAUAAAUUGUU